AUGAGAGACCUCCUCGUUUUUGGCGGUAGCUCAGUUCCGUCGCUCGCAAAAGCUAUUUGCAGAAACUUGACCAUCCAAGUUGGUGAAGUGGACCUGCGAAAGUUCUCAAAUGGUGAGACCUCCAUCACUGUGAAAGACUCUGUGCGUGAGAAAGACGUCUUCAUCGUCCAGAGCGGUUGCGGUGAAGUCAACGAUAACUUCAUUGAGCUCUUGAUUCUCAUCUCUGCGUGUAAAACCGCGAGUGCCAGAAGAGUCACAGCGGUGUUGCCGUACUUCCCGUAUUCGAGACAACCGCAGAACCCAAAGGUCUCCAUGACUGGGACCGCCAUAGACGAAGAAGAUGACGAACUCACAGUACCAAAUCCGAUGUUAAGACCACGUGCUAUUCUGACUAACGCAGCAGCCACCAACAUUUUGGGCGCUGUUGAUGGAUACGGAAAAGACGACAGUGGCUACAAGCAGUGGGUCAGCCCAAACGGAACCCUCAUUGCAAACUUGCUCAUGGAGGCUGGUGCUGACAGAUGCAUCACCAUGGAUUUGCAUGACCCACAAUUCCAAGGGUUCUUUGACAUCUCCGUGGACAACCUCUACCUGAGGCCCUUGUUCAAACGCUAUAUUAUAGACUACGUUCCCAAUUACAAGGAUUGUGUCAUUGUAUCUCCUGAUAGUGGAGGAGCAAAGAGAGCCACUGCCAUUGCCGAUGCUUUGGGGUGUCUGUUUGCCUUAAUUCACAAAGAAAGGCGUACCAAAGUGACUCCGUUGACCAUUGGCUCCCCUAUACUAUCUGCAUCUGUUUCUAUGAAUUCCACAAUAUCUACAACAACACAUGUGAAUAGCUCAAUGCUUGUGGGAGACGUAAAAGGCAAAGUUUGUGUGCUUAUUGAUGAUCUCGCAGACACUUGCAACACUAUCACUAGGGCAGCGAGACUCUUGAAAGAAACAGGUGCCUCCUACGUAUAUUGCUUGGUCACUCAUGCUAUCUUCAGCGGCGAUGGUCUUGAGAAGAUUGCCGCCUCAGACAUCGACAAGUUCAUCACAACUAAUAGCAUUCCUCAAUUGGAGCACAUGAAUGAACUCGGUGCUGAUAGGUUUGAGGUACUCGAUGUGUCCCGUAUAUUUGCAGAGGCUAUCAGAAGGAUACAUAAUGGUGAGUCUGUGUCGAUGCUUUUUGACCACGGUUGGUAA
Molecule: messenger RNA, 1185 nt
Organism: Candidozyma auris
Lineage: Eukaryota; Fungi; Ascomycota; Pichiomycetes; Serinales; Metschnikowiaceae
Gene: PRS5
Product: ribose phosphate diphosphokinase subunit PRS5
Exons: 1
Coding region: 1-1185 (394 amino acids)
Biological process (GO): 5-phosphoribose 1-diphosphate biosynthetic process; purine nucleotide biosynthetic process
Cellular component (GO): ribose phosphate diphosphokinase complex; cytoplasm
Molecular function (GO): ribose phosphate diphosphokinase activity; magnesium ion binding
Source: RefSeq, a predicted model, not a curated record